GCUUCAAAUGUUUACUUUCCGCAUAACUUUGACAACUAUCGUGAAGACACAAGCAAAUGUGCUGCUUGAUCAAUAUGAUUCCAAGUCCUCAAUCCCAAUGAUAUUCUCGCUCCAUAUUCCAUUGGGUUUAUCCUACAUGUAUCACGUAGGAAACCAGUUAAUCUUUGAAACACCGAGGUCCAGUACUUAUCAAACUAGCCGUCCGUGGCGGGACCUCCCGAUCCGGUUAUUGAUAGGGUAUCCAGCCGCACGGGGUGAACGUUCCUGGUGAUCAGUUAGAUAUAACUGGUACGAUAAUUUUGGUCAAGCAAUCUCUGGAAUAUUCGUCACGAGGAUGGGCAUCACCGACAGGCGAAAUGUGCCCUCCGUUAUCGACACCACGGUGGUCGAUGCUGAUGUCGAAGCGGACUCUGAAGCAGAUAAUGCAUUUUCUAGUCAUGUCCUACGCAAAAUUGACCUUCGCCUAAUGCCAUUGCUGUUCAUCACCUACAAUCUGAAUUUCAUGGACAAAACGAUCCUUUCCAGCGCGGCUGUAUUUGGCCUCGAAGAAGACACGCAUCUGAAAGGUUCCCAAUACAGCUGGGUAUCAAGCAUCUUCUAUUUUGGCUAUCUCUUCUGGCAAUAUCCGACAUCAGUACUGAUCCAAAAACUACCUGUCGGGAAGUAUGUUUCGGUUAAUACUCUUUUCUGGGGGACAGUUGUUGCUUUAACGGCGGCCUGUACCAACUUUGGUGGUUUGCUUGCGGUUCGCUUUCUACUUGGCGUUGCGGAAGCGACGAUAUCACCAGCCUUCCUCUUUAUCACCUCCAUGUGGUAUACCCGAGAAGAGGUCCCUACGCGGGUCGGGAUAUGGUUCUCAGGGAAUGCAAUUGGAGGAAUUUUUGCGAGCUUUAUUGCGUAUGGGAUCGGACAUAUUGAACGACCCUUUUCUCCGUGGCGGUGGCUGUAUAUUAUCCUGGGUGUAGCUACCUUCAUAUGGGGAUGGGUGCUGCUAGCUUUUUUACCUGAUUCCAUUAUGUCGGCCAAGUUCCUUACGGAAGAGCAACGAAAGGUUGCAGAAGGACGAGUCCAGGCCGCAGGAACUGGGAAGGGGAAAAGUUCCUGGAAAACUAGCCAAAUCACUGAAUGCCUUCUGGACCCUAAGACGUUUUUCUUUGUUGGUAUAUCGUUGCUCGCACAGAUCCCCAAUGGCGGUACCCAGAAUUUCGGCAACCUUGUCCUGAAAGGAUUCGGUUUUACAUCUCUCCAGACAACGCUAGUUACGCUUCCAGCAUCGGUAAUCUCAUUCACAGUAAUUCUAAUCACUGGUCGACUUUCCAGCGAAUUCCAGAACGUCACAACCUACCUUCUAAUUAUAGUCGUCAUAUUUCCUGUCAUCGGAAGCGCCAUCAUAUACACUAAUGUCAGCAAAGGUCUUAAUCUCUUUGCGUACUACCUCCUAUCCACCGGACCAGGGGCUCUUCCACUCUCGAUGUCCCUUGUCGGGGUUAAUUACAAGGGCUCGACGAAGAAGUUGACCAUGAGUGCGUUAUUAUUCAUUGCGUAUUGUACAGGGAACAUAUGUGGUCCCUUAUUCUUUAAAUCGUCCGAAGCUCCACACUACCAUACAGCGUUCCGAGCCAUUAUUAUCUGCUAUUCCUUCGUAAUUAUCCUCGCGCUAGGGUUAAGAGUCUAUCUAGUUCUGGUCAAUAGAUGGCGCGAUGAAAUUGAGAGUAACGAAGGCAGAAACACCGAGACAGAGUUGCUUAUAGGAGAUGAACAGGCGGACAACAAAGAUGAUGUAACAGAUCUUAGGGCCAGAGGAUUCAGAUAUCGAAUGUGAUUAUAGAGAUAAUGAUGAUAGAUGGUGUAGCUAGCGAAUUUUACUUGGAAGUUCUGAACGAAAG
Paecilomyces variotii is the source of this 1886-nucleotide messenger RNA. RefSeq names its product allantoate permease. Gene Ontology annotation, biological process: tripeptide transport; allantoate transport; transmembrane transport. NCBI's taxonomy places the organism in Eukaryota, Fungi, Ascomycota, Eurotiomycetes, Eurotiales, Thermoascaceae. The transcript is spliced from 7 exons. The record is from RefSeq and is a predicted model, not a curated record. Gene Ontology annotation, molecular function: allantoate transmembrane transporter activity; dipeptide transmembrane transporter activity. Bases 335 to 1822 code for a protein of 495 amino acids. Gene Ontology annotation, cellular component: plasma membrane.